Molecule: messenger RNA, 1491 nt
Organism: Trichoderma asperellum CBS 433.97
Lineage: Eukaryota; Fungi; Ascomycota; Sordariomycetes; Hypocreales; Hypocreaceae
Biological process (GO): exocytosis; vesicle fusion
Cellular component (GO): SNARE complex; plasma membrane
Molecular function (GO): syntaxin binding; SNAP receptor activity
Source: RefSeq, a predicted model, not a curated record
GCAUCUUUGUUCGCCUCUCGUGACAUCUCCUUUCUCUCUGCAUCCAUCAAUACCCUCCCAUUAUUUCUUUCUUGUUUUGUAGUUCUCGGCUUUGCAUCUCGUUGUAUUUGAAUUCAAAAGCUCUCCAAUAGAACACGAUGAAGAAAUUCGGCUUCGGCAAGAAAGGCGACGACGGCGACGACGCCAACCGAAAUGCCCUUUUUGGCAGCCGCAAGAAGAACUCGACGCCCACUCCCUCGGAAAACCCAUAUGCCAACCAAGGAGGCAGCGAUCCCUAUGCUGAGCAAACCAAAUAUGCAAACAUGGGCGCUCGUCCCUCACCUCCUGCAAAUGGCUACAGCCCAUACCAAGGAGGACAGAACGGAGCCCCUCAGCAGUCUGCCCCCUCAGGGUACGGCAGUGAUCGAUACGGCUCGGGUGGUGGCUACGGCUCCAACCGCUACGACAGCGGCCCUGGAUCAAACUACAACAAUUCUCCGGCAGCGGGGGCUAGGGGCCCUGGAGGCUACGGAGGCUUUGGUCGCGAUGCGCCAGACAGCAACAGAGACGCCCUCUUCGCCGGCGCACAGGAGCGGCUCGAACAAAAGCAGCAGCAGGCUGCAACAUCGGGAGCCGAUUCAUCGGGUGCUACCGGGGGCUCUUAUGGCGGCUAUGGCGAGCAGCGGGAAUUGACAGAAGAGGAACAAGAGGAGGCUGAUUACCAGGCAAUCUUGACUGAAAAGCGACAAGUUCAGCAGGACAGUGUUGCUUCAGUCAACCGCUCGGUGCAAAUGGCUAGACAAGCCAACGAGGUCGGGCGUGCUACUUUGGCCCGUCUUGGCGCACAGGGAGAACGACUACAUAACACGGAGAAGAACCUCGACCUUGCGGCCAACCAGAAUAAGAUUGCUCAGGACAGGGCAGCAGAGUUGAAGACGCUCAAUCGCAGCAUGUUCGCAGUCCACGUUGGGAACCCAUUCACAUCCAAGCAGCGUCAGCAGAAAGCCGAUGAGGAGAUAAUGUCUCGCCAUCGGGCUGAGCGAGAGCAGCGGGAAACGACCCGGCGAGACGGCUACGCUGCGACCCAGCGCAUGGAGCAGAACAUGCGCCAGAUUGGCAACACCGGGGCAAACCGAACAGCUCGCAAGAAGGAUUAUGGAAAAUUCAACCUGGAUGACGAAGAGGGCGCCGACGAGCUGGAGGACCAAAUCGACGAUGGUCUCACCGAAUUAGAGGGACAGGUCAAGAUGAUGAACAUGGUCGGCCGAGCCAUUGGCGCAGAGGUGGACGCCCAAAACAAACAAAUCGAUCGAAUUAUGAACAAGAGUGACGCAGUUGAUGAUGCUACAAGAAUGAAUAGAGAACGGUUGGCUCGUAUUAGGUAAAGCGAUGAAUAGAAUUUUGGUCUAGAAUGCUGGGUUUUGCGUGUGUGUUUUCAUAAUAUGGGGUAUUUCAUAUUAUAUAUAGGUAUAUAUAUUACAUGAAACGUUUAAUAUUGCUCUCCAUGAAGCG